UACGCCAUGACGCCUGUGGGAUACUGACGUAUCGACGCACGUCACAUGCGCAGCCGCAGAUUUGAAUUUCUGGCGGGUUGUCUCGACAGUAAAGGAGGUUCUUCUCUCUCAGUCAGUUCGCUUUGGACAAACAUUAGUGACGUUUUUGAUAGUCGAUCAGAUUUAUUCGUUCUUUGCUUAUAGAGACUGAUACAUUACAUUUCACCAUGGUCGAGGGUCCGGGAUGCACUUUAAACGGAGAGAAGAUUCGUGCAAGAGUUCAAAAAGGACAGAACGUUUUAGACAUACGAGGAAAUGAAAGCAAUAAAUCAUCUGAGGCCAGUACCAGGAGCUCUUUCCAAAGCUUUGUGGGCUGUGAGUUCACAGGGGUGGAGACACUGGGGAAAGAGCUGUUCAUGCAUUUUGGCUUCAGAGCUCUGAGACUGCACUUCGGCAUGAAUGGUUCCUUGAGAAUAAACCCCCUGGAGAAAGACUUGAAAGGAAAAACCUCAGUGCUGAUUAUUCAACUUACCAAUGAUGCUGUCUGUUUUUUUGACACAACUGCAGAAAUCAGACUCUCAGAUGACUGUAAGCAGAAAGUUAAAGCCAUGGAGGCUCUCGAUAUCUGUUCACCAAAGUUUAGUUUCUCUCGGGUGGUGGAAGCUGUAAAGAGGGAGAGUGCGAGAAUGCUCUGUGAUGUUCUGUUGGAUCAGGCUGUCCUACCUGGUGUAGGAAACAUCAUUAAAAACGAAGCACUCUUCGACAGUGGCCUGAACCCUGCUGUCAAGGUCAAGCAGUUGACAAGUGAACAAGUUCAUCAUCUUGUGAAGAUGACACGAGAUUUCACACUCCUAUUUUAUAAGUGUAGAAAGAAUGGAUCCCCACUUUACAAGCAUUACAAGGUGUAUAAACGUCCUAACUGUGGCCAGUGUAGCGGAACGGUCACCGUAUGUCGACUGGGAGACAACGGUAGAAUGACAUACUACUGUCAGCACUGUCAAACAGGUGAUCCAAGUGAAGUGAACAUCAGUAAACUUCCAACUCGCAACAGUCUGAUUGGAUGGGCUUAUCAGGGAGGAAUGAGCAACAAUGAUGAUGUGGCGAAACGAGAAGAGGAAGAGUGGGCGUGUUCCCUUUGCACUCUAAUCAACAGACCAGUCAACAAGAAUUGUGAUGCUUGUAUGAGCCCUAGACCAGAGGGUAAGUUUCAAACAUGCGUAUAUAAAGUGAAAGAUUUCAGACACAGAGUCGGGGAUUAAAGUUAUCCUACGGCAGGUUUCCUUCAAUUGCAAGGUUCCCGCCUGUCCUUAUGUCUUAAAUUCACUUUUCA
Pimephales promelas (fathead minnow) is the source of this 1309-nucleotide messenger RNA. Lineage: Eukaryota; Metazoa; Chordata; Actinopteri; Cypriniformes; Leuciscidae. The record is from RefSeq and is a predicted model, not a curated record.